Boleophthalmus pectinirostris (great blue-spotted mudskipper) is the source of this 1879-nucleotide messenger RNA. RefSeq names its product TAF15 RNA polymerase II, TATA box binding protein (TBP)-associated factor (gene taf15). Lineage: Eukaryota; Metazoa; Chordata; Actinopteri; Gobiiformes; Gobiidae. Gene Ontology annotation, biological process: regulation of DNA-templated transcription. Gene Ontology annotation, molecular function: RNA binding; transcription coregulator activity. The transcript is spliced from 16 exons. The record is from RefSeq and is a predicted model, not a curated record. Gene Ontology annotation, cellular component: nucleus.
CAGUGCGGAAGUGCUUCUGAGCAGCGCUCGUGGACGCGGCCUGGUUUUGUGGGGCUGCGUUUAUGUCUUUGGGGUUUUUAAUCGACUAAUCAAAGGACAUAUUAGUUGUUUUUUUUAAAGAAUUAAAACGUUGUGAAGGAUGUCUGCGGAUUCGGGGUACGGCCAGCAAGGCGGUCCACAAAGCUAUGGAUCUUAUGGUGGACAGCCUGCAGGCGGUCAGGGAUAUGGGCAAGGAAACGGCACUGGCUCAUAUGGAGCACAACCUUACAGUGGCUAUGGUCAGCAAGCUGCAACUCAAGAAAAUUAUGGGCAGUCUAAUGUGAGUGGCUAUGGUCAGCAACAGACUGCCUAUGAAGGAUAUGGACAGGACACAUCUGCGUAUGGAGACAAGUCUUCUUCCUAUGGCCAACAAUCUUCAGGGUCUUAUGGCCAGCAAGCUUCAUAUGGGCAGCAGCCACCAGCAGUUUCCUAUGGCCAGCCAGGCUCUUAUGGCAGUCAGAGUCAAGGAGGAGACUCUUAUGGAAGCCAAGGUGGUGGCACCAGUGGUAGCUACGGAGGCCAGAGUCAAGGAGGAAGUGGAGGAAGCAGCAGCAGCAGCAGUGGUGGUGGUGGCGGCUAUGGAAGAUGGAAUGACGGUGAAGACAGUGGUCAAGGUGGGAGGUUUGGUGACCGAUCAGAAGGAGGCGGGUACAGAGGCAGAGGGCGUGGUGGCUAUGAUCGCGGCGGUGGUUAUGACCGCAGUGGGGGGUACGACCGCGGAGGUGGAGGAGGCUACGAUCGCAGUGGUGGCUUUGACCGUGGCGGAUACGACCGGGGUGGAAGAGGAGGACCUCCUGGUAUGGGAGGUGGUGACCGUGGUGGCUACAAAAAUUUCGGUGGAUCUCGAGACUACGGCUCCAGGGAUGAACCAGCUGGUGAGCAGGAUAACUCUGACAACAACACAAUCUUUGUACAAGGACUGGGGGAGGAUGUGUCGGUUCAGGAAGUUGCAGACUACUUCAAACAAAUUGGAGUUAUCAAGGUGUGUGAAUAAGAAACUGGCCUGCCUAUGAUCAACAUCUACAACGAUAAGGUCACUGGUCGUCCAAAGGGAGAAGCAACAGUGUCGUUCGAUGACCCUCCUUCUGCCAAAGCUGCCAUUGACUGGUUUGACGGUAAAGACUUCAAUGGCAAACCCCUCAAAGUUUCUUUUGCAACCCGGAGAGCUGAGUUCACCCAACGUGGUGGCGGCAGAGGCGGACGUGGAGGUUUCAGAGGUCGUGGGGGUGGUGGUCCCAACUUUGAUAUUAAAGGAGGUGACUGGCCCUGUCCAAACAGUUCUUGCGGCAACAUGAAUUUUGCUCGGCGGCAUGAGUGUAAUAAGUGUGGCGCGCCCAAACCUGAUGGUGGUGGAGGCAGGGGUGGCUUUGGCGGAGACCGAGGUGGCGGCUACAGAGGACGAGGUGGAGGUUUCCGUGGUGACCGUGGAGGCUAUGAAAGGGGAGGUGGUGGAUAUGGAGGUGGUUACAAAAUGGGAGGAAGAGGUGACCGUAGAGAUGACAGACGAGACCGGCCAUACUGAACGUGUUGAGAAUUGAUGCCAUUUUAGCUCUUGGGUUUUGUUUUAAGUCAGAAAAACAUCAAAUACAACUGAUUUGUGUACCUUUGUCAUAGCCAGUCCAUCUCAAUGUUGUAAACAUCAGUCAAUGUUGUGAUGAACUGCUGUGAGAGGUCUCUGGACAAUGUUAACUUUUUUUUGUUUUAUUUCAUUGUACAUCUUUUAAUUUUGCAGAUCCUAGUUGCAUUUCUGUGUAAUAGGCCUUGCAUUGUUUUGUAUGAAAGCUUGUUUUAUGUGGUUCUUUUCCAAAAUGAUAUUAAACUGUGAUUUUUUUUUCUCGUC